UAAUCAUUUUUGGUACAAGUUAACUAUAUCUGGUCAAUCACUCACUUCCUGUCAGCCUUACUGACCAGUCCGGUCUCACUUUGUCAAUCGUCUUCAAUCUUGUUAGAUGCGUGCCUCAAACCACUAAGAGUAUGAUGCAGAUAAGUACCAAGUGGAAGCAAGUGAUUGUGGCCUUUGUAAUUGUGAGUAUCAUCAUUGGCUUACUCAGUUCGUAUCGGCUCCAAACGGAUGUUUCUGUUAUGAGAGAACCAAAACAAGGAGAAUGCAGAAAAACUUCAUCAUUGGAGAACAUCACUUGCCGUUUAGAUCCCAUCGUAGUCAGACCUGAAAGCAUUACCCUAAAGAUGCCACCGGAGCUUGAAGAAGUGGUUCCACUAUGGCCAAAUACAAGAGCAGAUAAAUGUAUUGGAAAUAUCAAAGCAAAACCAAUGAGAAAACUUUCAUCAAACAAAUACCACAAUCUUUCCAAAUGUGUUGAAAGAAACAAAGUAAUGCGAGCUAUAAGAGACAACUCUUUGAAAACGCUGGAUCGCUCAAUAACCCAUGCAUAUUUUAAAGACCUGAAAAAGAAACAGGGGGUUACCAUCAUCGAAAUUGGAGGUUACCUGGGUGUGUUGCUACCAAAGCUGGUGGAAACAACUGGAACGAAACAGUAUGUCGCUCUAGAGCCCGUUCCUAGCUUCUAUCAACAGUUAUCCAAAAGGAUCGAAGACCUCUCACUCCAAUCAAGAGUUGCUACCUACAAUUUCGGUCUAGCUAAAUCUAAGAAGGAACUCCAAAUAAGUCUACGCAAAGACGCAACUUCUCUGCUGAAAGACGACAAAAGAGAAGGGGUUCAAACGGAAACUAUCAAAAUAUUCAAUGUGGUAGACUUCUUCAUACAGAUUGGUUUAGGGUGUAAUUCAUUGAACCUACUGACUAUUAAUUGUGAAGGAUGCGAAUUUGACGUCAUAGAAAUACUGACGUCAACAUCGCUGAUUGAUAACAUUGACUUCGUACAGUUUCAGCCCCAUUUAAUUGUGUUCGAUGACGAUCAAAAAUAUGUCUGUAUGUACUGUCAUAUAAGGGAACUCCUUGCCAGGACACACGAAAUAGCUUACGAGUAUCCGCACAUCUGGGAAACAUGGAAGAGAAAAGGACUUUUAUAAAUAUGUGCGGUUAUUGUACAUUUUUUUUAUUUUAAAUUUAUAUAUGUAAUUAGCAUAUACAAUUAAACCGCAUAAAGUAUAUUUGCAUUGCAUUUUAUUUACAAAUGUGAAGUAAAUCAUAUAGAUUAAAAUAAUCCUUUUUUCGGUUUAAAAAUUGGGGGGGGGGGGGAUACAUUUCUGAAAGGGUGAACAACCUGAUAUACUGUGGAAUGAUUUAAAUUCGUGGGAGCCAAUUUUCGUGGAUUGUGGGUUUUGGGCUUAUUCGUGGGAAUGUAAUUUCAUGGACGCACCGGUUUUCGGUUUCAGUUUCAAAGAUAACUCUCUCUAAAUUUGUUUUCGUUGAGGAUGUAAAUUUGUGGAGGAGGGCUACUCACAAAAACCACGAAAUAUAAGCCACCACGAAUUCUAAUGAUUCCACAGUAGGCCGUCUUAGUAACAAGAAAAUUGAGAGUUUAGUGUAUUGCAUCGUGUUUUGUCUACAGCCGGAAAGAGACCACAGUAAUUUAAUGCAAAUAUUUGUGUGGUGUUUGGCCCCGAUUCACAGGAAAUAGAUAUUGUAGGAUGUGAAAUGAGACUGAACUACCCUGGAAAGGCCCAACCUCCUAUGGCCCCUUGAAAGUUGUUAUAGGAAUUUUUGCUGCGUACUAGCUUUGCUGGAAUAUCGAAAUUUAAAACAUAAGUGGUUAUUUUAUUACUUAUGGGCGUCGAUAAUAUGUUAUGAACAAAUAAAAAUAAGUAUAUUUAGUUCUAA
Molecule: messenger RNA, 1899 nt
Organism: Magallana angulata
Lineage: Eukaryota; Metazoa; Mollusca; Bivalvia; Ostreida; Ostreidae
Exons: 3
Coding region: 132-1148 (338 amino acids)
Source: RefSeq, a predicted model, not a curated record